AAUAGUGUAUUGAGGAGGAGGAAGAUAAACAUAAAGAUUUGGGUCUCCGUUCUCCGCGAAAUCCCUAGCGGAUUGAGAUGACGAUGGCGCUGUCACUGGGUCAGAACUCCAUUUCCUCGCUUCCCUUUGUUAGACAACACAGGCACACCCCAAGUCCUUCUUCCACUUGCUUGAGCUUCAAACCUCAAGCCCUCCCUUCUUCACCCAGCCCAAGUCUUACUUGUACUACGAAAUGCACUCGCACGCUGUCCACGCUGAUGGGACUCGCCCUGUUGCUGAUGAAGAAGGCGGCCACUCCAGUGUUGAGCAUCAACAGCGACAGCGUGUCCACGAUGGGCACUUUGUUCUUCGCUUCCCUUCGUGACCGUCCGAGUGCUAGUGGAGCCCUGAACACGCCGCUGACGGUUGUGGCGGCGGGGCUGGGGAAGUGGCUUGACAUAUACAGCGGUGUUUUGAUGGUUAGGGUUUUGCUGAGUUGGUUCCCAAACAUCCCCUGGGAGCGGCAGCCUCUCUCGGCCAUCCGAGACCUCUGCGAUCCUUAUCUCAACCUCUUCCGCAACAUCAUCCCCCCUGUUUUUGACACCCUCGAUGUCAGCCCUCUUCUCGCCUUCGCCGUCUUGGGCACCCUUGGCUCUAUUCUUCAGACUGCUAUGUGAAUUUCUCUCUUUUCUUUUAUAGCAUCAACUUCGUACUUUUAUCUUUCCAUGUUCCCCUUGCUUGCACCAAUACCAAUAAUUCAUAAUCCCAUUCCUAUUAUGAUAUAUUUACUUAUUUAUGCGCA
Glycine soja is the source of this 781-nucleotide messenger RNA. Its product is annotated as ylmG homolog protein 1-2, chloroplastic-like. Gene Ontology annotation, cellular component: membrane. Bases 78 to 656 code for a protein of 192 amino acids. Lineage: Eukaryota; Viridiplantae; Streptophyta; Magnoliopsida; Fabales; Fabaceae. Gene Ontology annotation, biological process: chloroplast fission. The record is from RefSeq and is a predicted model, not a curated record. The transcript has a single exon.